AACGUCUAAUUCCUUAUAUGCCAAAAAUUCUUAUAGACUACAGCUAGCCAUUGGCAGCACAAAUCAAGUUCAAGACUGCUUAAAUAUGUAAUCACAGCUCAUUAUCUAAUCUUGCUUUUAUUUGUUUAGAGAGAGAUAAUAAGCUGCGGACAUCCGGUGGUUUCUUGAACGAAAAUCCAUCUGAAUUCUGCGUUUGGAGUAAAUUCUUGACAGAGCGAUUUUAAUUGGAUUCAUUCGCCAAUUACGCGUUCUUCUCAAUAUAAAGGUUCGUCUAUUUUUGUUCGGAUUCGGGGGAAAAUAUUUUGAAUUUUACUGUCUUUCCGUGCACAUGUUUUUUGAAUUUGGGCACUGCAGUCGCUUUCAGAGUUUUUGGUUUCAAUUAGACUGCGUGGGUGAUUUCGAAUUUGGGAAUCAAACGGUUAGGGUUUCUGUGCGUGGAAAAUUUGAGUUGGGGGUCAAGGAAGUGAAGUAUCCUGGGGUUUGAAUUUUUAUUAGAUUGAGAAUUUUUAGGGCAAAUAAAAUUAGAGAAUCAAGCGUUGUUGCAGCUCUUGGUACUUGUUGAUAUUGGGCAUCGAUUGACAGAACGGUAACUGCUCUUCUUUUGGAAUUUUGAGGGUUCUUUUUGAUAGAAUUCAUCAAGACAUUGUGACUUUGGUCAUUAAUGUGGAAUAGUUGAUUGAACUUUGUGAUUGGCUAUUGUUUGGAUUGGACUUCUGUGAUUAUUCUUUGUGGUUCUUUUGGAAAUUGUAUGGAUAAAAGAGUUGUAAACGGAUGAGAACAACACAAUGAUAGGGAAAGGGGCAUCAAGUCGAUGGAUGUCUCAGAUAGGACAUUCUCUGAUAUAGUGGGCUUAUUGAAAUCGUGGUUCUCCGGACGAUCUGAGCCGGCUAAUAUGUCCAGGGAUUUUUGGAUGCCGGAUCAGAGCUGUAGAGUAUGCUAUGAGUGUGACUCACAGUUCACCUUGUUCAACCGUAGGCACCACUGUCGACUUUGCGGCCGAGUUUUCUGUGCCAGAUGCACUUCAAACUGGAUCCCCACAAUGUCUGGUGACCAGAAGACACCACGAGAAGACUGGGAUAAGAUUCGGGUCUGCAAUUUCUGUUUUAAGCAAUGGGAACAUAGAUCGACAGGGACAGCUGAUAAUGGGAUCCAUGUUUCCACCGUGGACCUUAGUACUACUUCUCCUUCAGAAAAUAGUUUUAUUAGUACCAGAUCUAGUGGAACCUGUGACAGUAGUAACAUAACAUUUGCAUCAUUGCCACAAUCUACUGGCCUUAGCCCACAUCAAUCAGCAGCAAUAAUGGAAAAGACUGCACAAAGGCAAAGUGUUGCUGCAGCAAGGAACAACGAGAAUGCUGUAGACACAACAGAACUUAAUCAGUCUCCUGACCAAUUUGAAUUUUGCACAAACAGGGGUGAUGGUGAUGAUGAAGAACUUGCAGUUUAUCAGUUAGAUUCCGAAAGAAGGUGUUUUUCCCAGGUUAAUUGCUACUAUGAUCCGGUUGAGUUUGAUGAUAUUGACAAUGACUACAAAUCACGGAAGGUGCAUCCUGAUGGGGAAGUCAUUGAUUCAAAAAGUAUGAGCUUUUCUUUGCUACAAAAUAGUUCUGAAUCUCAGGCUUCAGAAGAAGUCCAUCAGAUUGUGGAAAAAGAAGCUGAACAUGAUAUUGGUGAUGAAUGUGAAGGACCUUCUUUAUGCUCAACUGAAGAUGUUGAUACUGAACCCAUGGAUUUUGAAGACAAUGGAGAUCUCUGGCUCCCUCCUGAACCAGAAGAUGAAGAAGAUGAAAGGGAACCACUUCUUUGUGAUGAUGAAGAUGAUGAGGACCCCACUGGAGAAUGGGGAUAUUUUCAUAAUUCAAGCAGCUUUGGGAGUGGGGAGUAUAGAAGCAGGGACAAAUCUAAUGAGGAGCACAAAAAGGCUAUGAAAAAUGUGGUUGAGGGACAUUUUAGGGCUUUGGUAUCUCAGCUUUUGCAGGUGGAGAACUUUCUUUCGGGAGAGGGUGAUGAUAAAGAGUCUUGGUUAGAUAUAAUUACAUCAUUGUCAUGGGAGGCUGCUACAUUAUUAAAGCCGGAUACAAGCGAGGGAGGAGAAAUGGACCCUGGGGGAUAUGUGAAGGUAAAAUGUUUAGCUUCUGGGCAUCGAAGUGAGAGUAUGGUGGUCAAAGGAGUUGUUUGCAAGAAGAAUGUGGCCCAUCGACGGAUGACAUCAAAAAUAGAGAAACCUCGCUUACUGAUCCUUGGAGGGGCUCUUGAGUACCAGCGGGUUUCUAACGCCCUUUCAAGUUUCGAUACGCUGUUGCAGCAGGAAAUGGAUCAUCUUAAGAUGGCUGUUGCAAAGAUAGAUGUUCACAAUCCCGAUAUUCUUUUGGUGGAGAAAUCGGUUUCACGAUAUGCUCAAGAGUACCUUCUUGCAAAACAUAUAUCACUUGUUCUAAAUAUCAAAAGGCCACUUUUGGAGCGUAUAGCACGCUGCACUGGUGGUCAAAUUGUUCCAUCUAUUGACAACCUAUCCUCUCCGAAAUUGGGAUAUUGUGACAUGUUCCAUGUUAAGAGGUUUUCAGAAGAGCAUGGCACAGCUGAGCAAGCUGGAAAAAAGUCAGUGAAGACACUGAUGUACUUUGAAGGUUGUCCAAAGCCACUGGGUUGCACUAUAUUACUUCGAGGUGCCAGUGAAGAUGAGUUACGGAAAGUGAAACAUGUUGUACAGUAUGGAGUGUUUGCGGCUUAUCACUUAGCUUUGGAGACAUCUUUUCUUGCUGAUGAGGGUGCCUCUCUGCCAGAACUUCCAUUAAACUCCCAAAUAACAGUUUCAUUUCCAGGCAAGUCAUCAACCAUUGACAGGUCCAUCUCAAUGAUACCUGGUUUUGCAGCCCCUGCCAAUGAAAAAACUCUGGGACCUCAAACUGUUGGUGAACCACAGAGGUCAAAUUGUGUCCCUACUCCAGAUUCAAUUAAGUUCUCAAGUGUUUCUGCACAAGAAAUUCAAAUUCUACAGACGAAUAACCUUCUUCCUGUGAGCUCUCAGCAUGCCAAGCCACUUGUGUCAUCUUCUAUGCUAGGUGUUCAGAAUAUUCCCUUUACCGAAUCCUCUUCUUUUCAUGCAUUAGGAAAAGAAUUCAUACUAAAUUUGAGGGAGUCUUCAGGGGGAGAAACUUCUGAAGCAGUCAGUGUAUUGCAUGCUACAGGAUAUCAUCAUGUAGCUGAUAAUUUGGGUGAUUCAAACAUCAAAAGCGUGCAAAAUGAUUGGGAUACAAACCAAAAUUGUUCAAAUCCAUCAGUUUUGCAGCCUGAUGGAAAACACAUUUUUCAGAAACAAGCAUUGUUCAAAGACGAGUUUCCUCCAUCCCCAUCUGAUCAUCAAAGCAUCUUGGUUUCCCUAUCAUCACGAUGUAUGUGGAAGGGAACUGUCUGUGAAAGAUCCCAUCUCUUCCGGAUCAAAUACUAUGGAAACUUUGACAAGCCAUUGGGCCGAUUUCUGCGGGAUCAUUUAUUUGAUCAGAGUUAUAGGUGCGGUUCGUGUGAAAUGCCCUCAGAAGCUCAUGUUCAGUGUUAUACUCAUCGACAAGGCACUCUUACGAUCGCAGUCAAGAAACUGUCGGAAAUUCUUUUACCUGGUAAAACAGAAGGAAAGAUUUGGAUGUGGCAUAGGUGCCUGCGGUGUCCACGAAGUAAUGGCUUCCCUCCAGCAACUCAAAGGGUUGUUAUGUCGAAUGCUGCUUGGGGACUAUCUUUUGGGAAGUUUUUAGAGCUAAGUUUUUCAAAUCAUGCAGCUGCCAGUAGAGUGGCAAGCUGUGGCCACUCUUUGCAUCGAGACUGUCUUCGUUUUUAUGGAUUUGGCCAAAUGGUUGCUUGCUUUCGUUAUGCAUCAAUUGAUGUUCACUCAGUAUACCUUCCUCCCGCAAAACUUGAUUUUAACUAUGAAAGCCAGGAGUGGAUGAAACAAGAACUGAAUAAGGUGGCAGGCUGGGCUGAGCUUUUGUUCUCUGAAGUGCUCAAUGCUAUCUGCCUUUUGGCAGAAAAGAAAUCUGGCUCAGGUUUGCUCAAUAGUGGCGUGAAAUUACCUGAAUCAAGACGCCAGAUAACAUAUUUAGAAGGGAUAUUGCGGAAAGAGAAGGCCGAAUUCGAGGAAACACUCCCGAAAAUUUUGAACAAGGAAGUGAGAAAGGGCCAAGCUGUCAUUGAUAUUUUUGAGAUCAAUCGACUACAAAGGCAACUAGUCUUCCAGUCUUAUAUGUGGGACCGUCGCCUGGUAUACGCAGCCAAUUUAGAUAAGAAGGAUGAACAGGAUGAUUUAGAUGUCACCAAUUCAGAACCUGAUGAGAAAUCCAGUGGUGUUAAUGAGAACAUGUUUGAUAAAAUCAUCCCUAUUAAGAUAGGCAAUCCUGAUUCUGUUUCUGCAGAUGCAAAGCCUGUCAAAAACCAUGAUCGAGGGUUAGGUGAUAGAUACAACAGCCAUCCUGACGUAGUUCAUCAAAGAACUGAUGUGGGUAUUAACUACAAUCACGGAUAUGUAAAUCCAUCAACACUUCCUAUUGGGACAAAGGCCUUUGAUGAAUUAGAUCUCCUGGAAUCUAAUGUUGCAGUUCGUAGAACCCUUUCUGAUGGACAAGUCCCUAUUUGUUUAUCAGACACUCAUGAUGCAUUGUGGACCGGUGAAUAUCACCCAGGUGUCGGAGUACCUAAGAAUAAUAAUUUACACGAACCAUUUGAGACAAAUUCUUCAACCUCAGCUGGAGUGGCAGAAAAGUUGGAUGUGGAAGACCACGAGGAUGAUCUAACCGUGUCUAAGGUGUCUCAACCGCCUUCCAUGUUGUCUGCUAAAGGCUCUGAUUUUAUGGAAGAUACCGUGAGCUGGUUGGGAAUGUCUUUUAUUACUUUCUACAGAUCAUUAAGCAAUCUUUUGGGUACUCAUCAGAAACUGUAUACUCUCAGUGAAUACAAUCCAGUGUACAUAUCAUCAUUUCAGGAUUCGGAAUUCCAGGGUGGAGCCAAGUUGCUUCUGCCUGUAGGGGUUAAUGACACUGUUGUACCAGUCUAUGACGAUGAACCCACAAGUAUCAUAUCUUAUGCACUCGUGUCACCUGCAUAUCUGGUCCAGCUGUCUGAUGAGCUUGAGAGACCAAAGGACACUGCAGACUCAAUGCUUUCUCUGCAGUCCCAUGAUGCUGGGAAUCUUCAAUCCGUUCAUUCCUCUGAUGAACUGACUUCCUUGCCUUUGGACCCGAUCUCAUAUACAAAAGCCUUGCAUACGAAAGUGUCUUUUGUAGAUGAUGGACUCCAUGGGAAGGUGAAAUACACAGUUACUUGUUACCAUGCAAAGCGUUUUGAUGCCUUGAGGAGGAUAUGUUGUCCAUCCGAGAUGGAUUUCGUCAGAUCUCUUAGUCGUUGUAAGAAGUGGGGAGCCCAAGGUGGUAAGAGCAAUGUCUUUUUUGCAAAAACCUUGGAUGAUCGAUUUAUCAUUAAGCAAGUGACAAAGACUGAGCUGGAAUCAUUCAUCAAGUUUUCUCCUGGAUAUUUUAAGUAUCUUUCUGAAUCAAUUGGCUCAGGUAGCCCAACAUGCCUGGCAAAGAUCCUUGGGAUAUAUCAGGUUACAUCGAAACAUCUCAAAGGCGGGAAGGAAUCAAAAAUGGAUCUGUUGGUUAUGGAGAAUCUUCUGUUCGGAAGAAAUCUGACCCGGCUUUAUGAUCUUAAAGGAUCUUCCAGGUCUCGGUACAAUCCUGAUUCUAGUGGAAGUAAUAAGGUUUUGCUUGAUCAGAACUUGAUUGAAGCUAUGCCUACUUCUCCAAUUUUUGUUGGAAAUAAAGCCAAGAGAUUGCUAGAGAGAGCUGUCUGGAAUGAUACUGCUUUUCUCGCAUCUAUAGAUGUAAUGGAUUAUUCACUUCUAGUUGGGGUUGAUGAAGAGAAGCAUGAGCUUGUUCUUGGGAUUAUUGACUUCAUGAGACAGUACACUUGGGACAAGCAGCUUGAGACUUGGGUGAAGACGGCUGGCAUACUUGGUGGCCCCAAGAAUGCUUCCCCAACAGUAAUUUCGCCAAAGCAAUACAAGAAGAGGUUCAGGAAAGCAAUGACUACCUAUUUUCUGAUGGUUCCCGAUCAAUGGUCACCUCCUACAAUCAUUCCUAGUAAGUCGCAAACUGAUUUGUGCGAAGAGAAUGCACAAGGUGUUACCUCUGCCGAUUGAAGUCUGUUCACUUGUACAUUUGAUCCUACCAUUUGGGAAUUAAAUUCCCUGUUGAUUUUCCAUGUUCAUAUAUCAUUCAAAUUUUUUCGGAAUGUAGUUGUCCAAACAUGCAUAACAAGGCUGCUAUUCCUAUGGAAAGUCUCCUUGUAAAAUAUAUUGGAUGACGUCCUCACAAAGUUUUUGUACAAUGCUGUCAUUUUUUUUUUCUCUCCUCUCUCACCCCCCUCCCUCCCCCAGAUUUUUUUUUUUUAACCUUAGAAUUCGAGUUGUAUAUAGGAAUUGAAAUAUGUUUUCAAUAGUAAGUGCAAUUUUUGCGUAAUAUUUGUGGUUCAAAUA
Olea europaea var. sylvestris is the source of this 6520-nucleotide messenger RNA. RefSeq names its product 1-phosphatidylinositol-3-phosphate 5-kinase FAB1B-like. Gene Ontology annotation, cellular component: endosome membrane. NCBI's taxonomy places the organism in Eukaryota, Viridiplantae, Streptophyta, Magnoliopsida, Lamiales, Oleaceae. The record is from RefSeq and is a predicted model, not a curated record. The coding region runs from base 812 to 6184 and encodes 1790 amino acids. The transcript has 11 exons. Gene Ontology annotation, molecular function: 1-phosphatidylinositol-3-phosphate 5-kinase activity; ATP binding; metal ion binding. Gene Ontology annotation, biological process: phosphatidylinositol phosphate biosynthetic process.